GACUUAAGUUAUAAAUUUAUAAUAGAAACUAAUCAUUCAUUUUAAUAGGAAACAAACAGUCCAUUGACAAAAUCGUCGUCUUCUUCAUUCAUUCAUUCAAUUCAACCACAUCUCACAGAGAGAGAGAGAGAAAGAGAGAGAGAGAGUCUCUCACACACACACCAUGACUACCACCUACGGAACAAUCCCAACUUCCUCAUCACCACCACAAACAAACCUCGAAUUCAUCUCACGCGCCAAAGAACGUUUCAAAGCCGGUCUCGGUACUCGCCGUCCAUGGAAACUCCUCUUCAAUUUCCGAUCAUUCAACCUCCCAACCAGUCUCUCCGACGCAAUCACUCGCAUCAAAACAAACAUCUCUUACUUCCAGAUGAACUACGCUAUCAUACUUCUCGCAAUUCUCUUAUUCAGUCUCCUAUGGCAUCCAAUCUCACUCAUCGUUUACCUCGUUCUCAUAGCUGCUUGGCUUUUCCUCUACUUUCUUCGUGAUGAACCGCUUGUUAUCUUUGGUAGACUUAUCAGUGAUCGUGUUGUUCUUAUUCUCAUGUUGAUUCUCACCGUUGUGUUGCUUUUGUUCACUGGUGCUGUUCUGAAUAUACUUGUGGCGGUUUUGGUUGGUGUUGUGGUGGUUUUGCUUCAUGCAGCUUUUAGAAAUACUCAUGAUCUGUUUCUUGAUGAAGAAGAAGGUGUUUCGUUUUCUCCACCUGGUGCUGCUACUGUUUCUUGAUUCUGUCAUCAUGAUGAUGAUGAUGAUUGUUUAGCUUUGAAUUUGUUGUUUAGGGUUUGUGAAAUUGUGAAGAAGAAAAUUUGUUGGAUCUUUGAAUUUAUGUACUGAUGAAUUAUUUGUUGAUGUUGUUUGUUACCUGCAUAAAAAUAAAAACAAUUAUUUUUCUUCA
Molecule: messenger RNA, 896 nt
Organism: Trifolium pratense (red clover)
Lineage: Eukaryota; Viridiplantae; Streptophyta; Magnoliopsida; Fabales; Fabaceae
Product: PRA1 family protein F3-like
Exons: 1
Coding region: 164-727 (187 amino acids)
Biological process (GO): vesicle-mediated transport
Cellular component (GO): endoplasmic reticulum; Golgi apparatus
Source: RefSeq, a predicted model, not a curated record